Penicillium antarcticum is the source of this 1587-nucleotide messenger RNA. RefSeq lists its product as uncharacterized. Gene Ontology annotation, molecular function: carbohydrate:proton symporter activity. Lineage: Eukaryota; Fungi; Ascomycota; Eurotiomycetes; Eurotiales; Aspergillaceae. The transcript is spliced from 5 exons. Gene Ontology annotation, biological process: transmembrane transport; carbohydrate transport. Bases 1 to 1587 code for a protein of 528 amino acids. Gene Ontology annotation, cellular component: membrane. The record is from RefSeq and is a predicted model, not a curated record.
AUGUCGUCCAUCAAAGAAAAGGACGAGCACUUCGCUCACGUCGACGUCAAGCACUCCGAGGUUCUGGUUGACCAGGACCUCAUGAAUGAUGCCCUCGACGGUGAGAACCGCGAACAUGAGAUGGGCGUGUGGGCUGCCGUCAAGAAGCACCCCUGGGCUUGUUUCUGGGCUUUCACUAUGUGUUUCACUAUCGUUAUGGAAUCUUUCGACAUGUUCCUUAACGGUAACUUCGUUGCUCUCAAAGCUUUCCAACGGGAAUACGGUAUCCAGAUUGGGGAGGACGACUGGACCAUCCCCACAAAAUGGCAGAGUGCUCUUUUUCAAUCGGGUCAAUGCGGUGCUUUCGUGGGUGUGUUCAUGGCCGGUCCUGUCACCAACAAAUGGGGUUACCGCUGGACUACCAUUUUUGCGCUGAUUCUGAUGAAUGCCACCAUUUUCAUUUCCUUUUUUGCCAACUCUCUUACUCUUCUAGUUGUUGGACAAGCUUUGGAAGGUGUGCCAUGGGGAUUCUUUAUUGCAAACUCGCCAGCCUAUGCUAGUGAGAUUGUCCCAUUGUCCCUCCGUGGUGCCUGCACAGCUACUCUGCAAAUGAGUUGGUCUAUCGGUUCAAUCAUUGUCGCCGCUGCCACCUAUGGAUACAACAAGCGUGAUGACCAAUGGGCAUGGCGUGUGCCUCUUGCUCUGCAGUGGAUCUUCCCCACCCCCCUUCUGAUCCUCAUCUUCCUCGCCCCCGAAUCUCCCUGGUGGCUCAUCCGCCGCGGACGCAAGAAGGAAGCCCUCCGUUCUAUCGAGCGUCUCGGCGCCGACUCUUCUGAGCACGCCCAACAAUCCCUGGCCAUGAUGGAACGAACAGUCGAGAUCGAAGCCCAGAUGGGCGGUACCCCAACCCUACUCGACCUCCUCAAGGGAACCGAUCUGCGCCGAACCAUCAUCACCUGCUUGAUGUACGCAUCGCAGAACUUCGCCGGUAACUUGAUCGCCAAUCAAGCCACCUUCUUCUUCGAGCAAGCCGGAAUCUCCCACGACCGCGCUUUCCAACUGAACCUCAUCAACUCCUGCCUCCAAUUCGUUGCAAACGCCAUCUCCUGGUUCUUCACAGCCUGGUUCGGCCGUCGAACAAUCUACCUCUGGGGCACAGCAACAAACGUCACCCUCCUCAUCAUCCUGGGUAUCUGCGCUUCGAUCACCCAAAACAGCGCAACUAGCUAUGCCCAAGCCGUGCUGGGAAUCAUAAUUUCAUUCGUCUUCGCUGGUACCCUCGGACCAAUCUCAUACACCAUCAUUUCCGAGACAUCAUCCGUGCGUCUGCGCGCGCUCAGCACUGGUGUCGGUCGUGCGGCUUACUACGUUGCUGAGAUCCCUAUGAUCUACCUCGCUUCCCAGAUGCUUAAUACUACCGGCUGGAACUUGGCUGGAAAGUGUGGUUAUGUGUGGGGUGGUACUGCUUGUGUCUGCUGGAUGAUGGCUUACUUCUUCUUGCCUGAGCUCAAGGAUCGCUCGUACCGCGAGAGUGAUAUCUUGUUUAACCGCAAGAUUCCCGCGCGCAAGUUUAAGAGUACUAUUAUUGAUGCUCGUGAUAAUGAGUAA